AUAUAAUAAUUCUACUAUGAAAGUUGAAGAAAAAAGAAUUCUGCUUUGGCUGCUGUUAAGCCUGUUAUGUGCUCAUCUUUUUUCAGGACUGGCAAAUGAUGCUUUGUCCUAUGAUUACACAGCCAGUUUGGAGUGUUUGGAGAAGCCACACAAACCCCAGUAUGGAGGAGGAAUCAUUUUAAACCCUGAGUUGAACCAUGGCUUGAAAGGAUGGUCUGCUUUUGGAGGUGCAGAAAUGGAAAAUAGAGCAUCAGGAGGCAACACCUUCAUUGUGGCUCAUAGCAGAAAACAAAUGAAUGAUAGCAUUUCACAGAAACUUCACUUGCACAAGGACAAGCUUUACACAUUCUCUGCUUGGAUACAAGUGAGCAGCGGAAACACCCCAGUAACAGCUGUUUUCAGAACAAAUUCUGGUCCUCAAUAUGCUGGUGCUGUUUUUGCUGAAUCUGGAUGCUGGUCCAUGCUCAAGGGUGGCCUCACCGUCGAUUCUUCGGGCCCUGCUGAGCUCUAUUUCGAGAGCGAAGAUACAUCGGUUGAGAUCUGGGUGGAUAGCAUCUCACUGCAACCAUUCACUCAAGAACAAUGGACAUCUCAUCAAGAUCAAAGCAUUGAGAAGACGCGAAAGAGAAAGGUGAGACUCCAAGCAACUGACGCCCAUGGAAAUCCCAUAGCAGGCGCAAAAAUGGCUAUUAAACAAAACAAACUGAAUUUCCCAUUCGGUAGUGCUAUCAGUAAGUACAUCCUCAGCAACACUGCCUACCAGAAUUGGUUCACCUCAAGAUUUACGGUCACGGUAUUCGAAAAUGAACUCAAGUGGUAUAGCACAGAAUGGUCCCGUGGCAAGGAGGACUAUUCAGUCCCGGAUGCCAUGCUUCGAUUUGCCAAGCAACACGGCCUUGCAGUCCGCGGCCACAAUAUUUUAUGGGACAAUGGAAAUAACCAACCCAGUUGGGUUCCUUCCCUUUCAAAUAGUGAACUCCAAGCGGCGGUUGACAAAAGGAUAAACUCAGUUGUGAGGCGCUACUCAGGCCAGUUCAUUGGGUGGGAUGUUGUUAAUGAAAAUUUGCAUUUUUCCUUCUUUGAAAGCAGGCUGGGGGCCAAAGCUACCGGCGUUGCUUUCCAGAAGACUCGCCAACUUGAUGGAAGAACCACCUUGUUCAUGAAUGAAUAUGAUACGAUAGAGAAGAGUGGUAAGGGCUCAGCCUCUCCGGACAAGUACCUUCAGAAGCUGAGAGAGAUCCAAUCUUUUCUCCGUGGUGGUGGAAAUCUGGGUAUUGGUCUUGAGGGUCAUUUUCGGACUCCAAACAUUCCCUAUAUGAGAUCUGCAAUUGAUAAGCUUGCUGCUGCAAAAUUUCCCAUUUGGAUUACGGAACUGGAUGUCGACCCCAGCCAGCCAAUGCAUUUAGAUCAGGUUCUCAGGGAGGCACAUGCUCACCCGGCCAUCCAUGGGAUAGUAAUGUGGGCAGCAUGGAAACCAGAGGGCUGUUUCCGGAUGUGUUUGACUGAUAGCAAUUUCAAGAACACGCCCACGGGAGAUGUUGUAGACAAGCUAUUGCAGCAGUGGACUCAUGCGGGAUUGGUGGGAACUACUGAUGCUGAUGGCUUUUUUGAAACUUCCCUUUUUCAUGGAGACUAUGAAGUAGCAAUCACUCAUCCAACUGUGACGAAUUCCUCCUUGAUUCACAGCUUUAAGGUGGCAUCAUCAACAGAUAUUUCUCCAGAAUCAGCACUGCUUGUUAAAGUGUCUGCGUGAGUUUUCUUUGUCAGGGCUUGUGUUAAGGAAAUUUCAAUAAGAAAAUAAACAAAAUUAAAGCAUUCCUUUAUUAAUAUAACAAAUUUUGGAUGAAAUAUUUAUGCUUAGUCAAUUCUUUUUC
Vitis vinifera (wine grape) is the source of this 1874-nucleotide messenger RNA. Its product is annotated as endo-1,4-beta-xylanase 5. NCBI's taxonomy places the organism in Eukaryota, Viridiplantae, Streptophyta, Magnoliopsida, Vitales, Vitaceae. The record is from RefSeq and is a predicted model, not a curated record. The coding region runs from base 17 to 1753 and encodes 578 amino acids. Gene Ontology annotation, molecular function: hydrolase activity, hydrolyzing O-glycosyl compounds. The transcript has 7 exons. Gene Ontology annotation, biological process: carbohydrate metabolic process.